AAAGCUCCCUUUUGGCGCCAGCCUGAACAAUUAAUUCCAUGGCUCACGGGCCCUUACCACGACGAUUCAGACGCAGCUUGCUAAUUGCCGUUGUUGGGACUCGGACCACCAGCGACCUCGCAUCGCAUCGCAUCGCAUGCAUUCAGCUUUCAGAGUGCUCUUCGAAUUUGAGUUUCAGGUUUUGAGGUCUUGAAGUUGAGCUUGUCCAAGUUUGUGCUGCACAAGAGUUGUUGAUUGCAGGAGGACGAAGGAGAAAUUUGAAGGGCAGGGUCUAGAGGAGGAGGAGGAGGAGGAGUAUUGGGCUGGACGAGGAGUUGGUGAGUUAACAUGGCGGAGCACGGAGGGAAGAGCGACGAGUGGAGGAUUCUUGACCGCUUCAAGUGCUUGCCUCAUGUCACCACACUUCAAGGCUGCCCUCCUCUUUCGAACAUUGUGAUGGUGCUUUUGGUUGCGGGUCUUCAUGAGCGUGGAGUUUGGUGCAUCGAUGCGCUUAACAUGAAGAAAUUGGGAUGUCAAAAGAACGCCCCUGAUUUGUAAAACGUCACUGCAGACGGAAAUGACCCAGGAGGAUACGGAUAUACUGGAGAUGCCUCCGCUGUGCGAGCAGCGGAGGGACCUUUUCAUGACCAACCUCAAUGAAAGAGAAGAGGAACCUGAAAACGCAACUUACGAUGGAGCCUUGAGCAGUCAAGAUCUUUUACACCAACUCUACGUCCUUGCUGUGGGCAUACGGGACUUCGAAGUUUUCCGAACUAAAGUGAAGGAUAAACGAGAUCGUGCUAAGAGGAGUAUAUCCGAUGAUGGCACCAAGUUUAAGACCGUAAAUGAAUCGUCCACAACACGGAAAGCAGACUUGAAGGCCAAAGAGGCAGUUCUGCUCGAGGAAAUCAAGGAAAGAGAGAAAUAUCCAUUUUCAGAUAGCUAUCUCGAAAGGGCAUAUAAAUUAUCAGUUCCCACAAAACUUUCUAAGAAAUCACAUGAUGAUAUCUUCGUAAAGAAGACUCUUAAAGCGAAAACUUCAGCGACAGAACAAAUCACACCAAUCGACAUACCAAAACGAACAAAGAAGGAAAUGCGGUCUGGAAAGUUGGGGUUGAGUUUGGAAGAGAAGCUUACCACAAAGAAGAAAGCUAGGAUCUUAGCUAAGAAAUCGGUGAAUCAGAGAAUACGUGCAUUGUCUCUUGAGAGACGAGUGCUUCCCGAGGCAGCUGUCGCGGAAGUGGUGACUGCAAUGGAGGAACAAGAAGCAGCCAAAACCGGAAUCAUUAAGGUCUUGGACGAAAUUCGAGGCAUGACGAACAGUCACUUCGACGAUCUCUCCAUGGAUAUCACCGAACGCUGGAUAGCUGCCCAUGCAAAGCAACUUCGCAACACAUUUGGUUUGCAUGGCACCGUCCUUAGACACGCACUCGGCUCUUUGACCUCCCUAGUUGAACUCUAACAUUCUGUAGAGUAUACCUGCUGCUAUUUUCAAACAUUGACGGAUUCCACGUGUCUUUGUUAUUCAAGUAUAUUUCCAUUAUCAGCAGGCACCACUUUUUAAGUGUUUCAGUAAACACUUGCUGGAACUGUUGAUGGCAUUUCAAUAUGUGAGCGUUCUAUCUCCCGAGUUUAUCUCGGUACCCCAA
Molecule: messenger RNA, 1628 nt
Organism: Physcomitrium patens
Lineage: Eukaryota; Viridiplantae; Streptophyta; Bryopsida; Funariales; Funariaceae
Source: RefSeq, a predicted model, not a curated record